Messenger RNA from Gossypium arboreum, 625 nucleotides. RefSeq names its product small nuclear ribonucleoprotein SmD1a-like. Gene Ontology annotation, cellular component: U2 snRNP; U4 snRNP; U5 snRNP. Gene Ontology annotation, biological process: spliceosomal snRNP assembly; RNA processing. The record is from RefSeq and is a predicted model, not a curated record. The coding region runs from base 214 to 558 and encodes 114 amino acids. NCBI's taxonomy places the organism in Eukaryota, Viridiplantae, Streptophyta, Magnoliopsida, Malvales, Malvaceae. Gene Ontology annotation, molecular function: RNA binding. The transcript has 4 exons.
AUUAAAACCAAGACCUAAUAAAGGUUUGCCCCAAAUGUAGACAAAGGCCUGAGCCCUAAAUCCUCUCUCUCGCAUCGCAGAGUAAAACCAGACAGCAAAAAUCAAAGUCACAAACGGGCAAACAGCUCCAUCUCUCUCCCGCUUCCUUUCACAGUUCAACAACUGCUGCCUCUCUUUCUCACAUUUUUGCUUCAAUCAUUACCGCUCCUCAUCAUGAAGCUCGUCAGGUUUUUGAUGAAGUUGAACAAUGAAACGGUGUCGAUUGAGCUCAAGAAUGGAACCGUUGUUCACGGCACCAUCACAGGUGUGGAUAUCAGUAUGAACACCCAUCUCAAAACUGUGAAACUUACACUGAAGGGAAAAAAUCCAGUGACUAUGGAUCACCUCAGUGUUAGGGGUAACAAUAUUCGCUACUAUAUCCUGCCUGACAGCUUAAAUCUUGAGACAUUGCUGGUUGAAGAGACACCUAGGGUGAAACCAAAGAAGCCAACAGCUGGGAAGCCAUUGGGACGUGGUCGGGGUCGUGGGCGUGGACGCGGGCGAGGUCGAGGCCGUUAAAUUUGCUGCCAUGCCUCCAAAUUUUCGUAACAGCUGGAUGUGUAGACAACUUUGUUGUGGGGAGAAU